Molecule: messenger RNA, 1422 nt
Organism: Anoplopoma fimbria (sablefish)
Lineage: Eukaryota; Metazoa; Chordata; Actinopteri; Perciformes; Anoplopomatidae
Gene: trhrb
Product: thyrotropin-releasing hormone receptor b
Exons: 2
Coding region: 202-1422 (406 amino acids)
Biological process (GO): phospholipase C-activating G protein-coupled receptor signaling pathway
Cellular component (GO): membrane
Molecular function (GO): thyrotropin-releasing hormone receptor activity
Source: RefSeq, a predicted model, not a curated record
GUAUGAUGCAUUCACGUGCAGCACGCGACUGGUUGCAAUUUUGAACUUUUUCUUUUUUUUUUUCUUUUCGGACCGAUAUACACUUAUACCCGGACCCGUAGCGCUGAUCCAUCUCUUGCUGUCCACCGCGCGUAAAACCCGGUUUUGCGCGUCAGGAGGAACCACAAACCCCCGCAGAGGUAUCUGAGCUCGAACAUCAAGAUGGAGAACUUUACAGCGUCAGCUCCGGAGCUCAACCACACGUUGGGGUUCUGGACGGACUACAGCCUCCAGUACAAAGUGAUAAGCAGCUUACUGCUUCUCGUGAUCUGCGCGUUGGGGAUCGUCGGCAACGUGAUGGUGGUCCUGGUGGUGCUCACGACCAAACACAUGCGGACCCCCACCAACUGUUACCUGGUGAGUCUGGCGGUGGCCGACCUGAUGGUGCUGACGGCGGCCGGUUUGCCGGCGAUCACCGACAGCAUUUUCGGGUCGUGGGUGUUCGGCCACUACGGGUGUCUGUUUAUCACCUACUUCCAGUACCUCGGGAUCAACGCGUCCUCGUGCUCCAUCACUGCGUUCACCAUCGAGAGGUACAUCGCCAUCUGCCACCCGAUCAAAGCGCAGUUCCUGUGCACGCUGUCCCGGGCCAAGAAGAUCAUCCUGUUCGUGUGGGCGUUCACCUCCCUGUACUGCGUGAUGUGGUUUUACCUGUCCGACAUCCAGCAGCUGGUGUACGACAACGUCACCAUCGUGGCGUGCGGCUACAGGGUGCCCAGGAGGUUUUACCUCCCGGUCUACUUCUUCGACUUCGGCGUCUUCUUCGUGCUGCCGCUGCUGCUCUCCGCGGUGCUGUACGGCCUCAUCGCCCGGAUCCUCUUCCUCAACCCGCUGCCCUCCGACCCCAGGGACAAGAAGAAGAAGAAGAAGAACGGACCCAACAACAACAACAACAACAAGAGGACCAGCUGCAAGAACUCGCGCCACUCCAGCUCCACCGCAACCUCGCGCAGACAGGUGACCAAGAUGCUGGCCGUGGUGGUGAUUCUGUUCGCCACGCUCUGGAUGCCGUACCGCACUCUGGUGGUGGUCAACUCCUUCCUGGACCGCGCCUACCUGGACAGCUGGUUCCUGCUCUUCUGCCGUGUCUGCAUCUACCUCAACAGCGCCGUCAACCCGGUCAUCUACAACGCCAUGUCGCAGAAGUUCCGCGCUGCCUUCCGCAAGAUCUGCCGCUGCGGGAGGAAAGGCUCGGACAAGCCCGCCGCCUACAGCGUGGCCCUCACCUACAGCGUGGUCAAGGACACGUCGAUGGUGGAGAGCGUCGACCACUUCACCACUGAGCUGGAGGAGCUCACUGUCACGGACGAGCUGCUGUCGGACCAGAAGAUGAUGUACCAGGACCCCUGUGCGUACCGCAAGGGGGAUUUCAGCGACGCCUGA